UCCCACCACUGCCACUGCAGAUCUGCUCGUCUUUCCGAUCUCUCACUUCCAUAAACCCAAAGAAAUUAUUUUAUUUAAAAAAAAAAAAAAAAACUUUUGAAAGUAUAAGAACUCAUCUUCCUUGAAAUCUACAGCAUCUCUCUCUCCCUCUCUCUCUCUCUCUCUCUCUCUCUCUCUCUCUCUCUCUCUCUCUCGUUUGGAAACGUAUCGGAUGCCGAUACCGGUAUCGGCGCCAUGAAUCGGAUGUCGAGGGAAUCUCUGGGCGGAGGGAGGAAUUUUCCCUCCGCAUCGCAGCCGCAGCAGCACCGGAGGGGGCGGAGCCUGACCGGAAUCUCGAGGGAUAGAGAUGAGAACCUGGAUCUCUUCUCUCGGAAUCGUCUCAGCAGAUCGAUCGCUUCCAAUGACGAAUCCGACGUUUCAAUGAAAUUGGGGAGGAUUUCGGUUGGAUCUGCGAAAUUACCAAGGCAUGGAAUUGACGAUCUACUGUCAUCAACCGAUGGAGGGAAGCACGAUUAUGAUUGGCUUCUCACGCCUCCUGGAACUCCUCUAUUUUCUUCUUCGGAUGCUAGUGAGCCUCAACCAUCUUUAACAGCUCCCAGGAGCAGUUAUGGAGUCAGAUCAGCCUCCACCACUAAAGCUUCAAGGCUGUCCACGACCCAAACAGAGAAUGGCCAUUCCACAAGACCAGCUAGAAGCAGUUCCGUUACCCGCCCUUCCAUCUCCAACGCAUAUUCCUCCUACUCCAACACAUAUUCCUCCUACUCCAACCGAACCUCAGUCCUCAACACUAGCUCCGCAUCUGUCACAUCAUCAAGACCAUCAACCCCCAACACCCGCUCAACCCUGCCCUCUGCUGCUAGAUCAUCGGCCAUGAAUGCUCGGCCUACGCCAGUGCGGUCACCAACUCCUGCCAAAACCCGGCCACCAGUUGUCUCUCCUGGUGACAAGGCCCGACCUUCGCACAAUCCAAGACCCUCAACUCCAACCACCCGUCCCCAAAUCCCAGCAAAUUUGACUUCUCCAGCUUCUCGAUCAAGUUCACGCCCAUCGACUCCAACUCGUCGGAACCCAACGCCAGCUUUGGCCCCAGUUGCCGGGCGCUCAUCUUCUGUUGGACGGGUUCCCCCUGUAAAUGGCAGGAGUUCGGCACCAGCGUCCCGGGCAAGCUCCCCGGGCCCACGAGCCCGGGCUCCUCCACAGCCCAUUGUGCUCCCAGAUUUCCCACUUGAUGUGCCACCAAAUCUAAGGACGACGUUGCCUGAUCGACCAAUUUCUGCAGGUAGGUCCCGCCCGGGCAGUGCUCUCACUGUGCGUUCGAGUUCAGAGGCCGCGGGGCCUGUGAAUCCACCACGGAGGCAGUCAUCCUCACCAGUUGUUGCGAGAGGGAGGCUUCCGGAACACUCUGGACGGAGCCGGUCACACAGCAAUGGGCAUGAGGCAGGCUCUCCUGAAAUUCAGAAGCCCACGUCUUCUGAUUCUGCAGCCCGAAGGCCUGCAAAGUCCACAACUUCAUCAGAGAGCACCGGAUUUGGAAGGACGAUCUCAAAGAAAUCACUUGAUAUGGCUCUCAGGCAUAUGGAUAUCCGGCAAAGCGUGGGGAGCAUCCUAUACCCACAAAGUAUUCGCUCUGGCACAUCGAAAGGCCGACCAGCAGGUCGGUUUCCAGAGUCCCUGUCUUCUGUUGGCAGCAAUGGCACCAUCUCAGAGAAUGGCAACAGUGUCAAUAAUAGGUCUCCAGAUUAUGAGGCCACUGAUAAUGACAAGCGAUCCUCAUUGAAAGUGAGUGAGGGAGACCUCUAUGGAAGCUCCCGAUACGAUGCGAUUCUGCUUAAAGAAGACUCAAAAAACACAAACUGGCUGCACAGCAUUGAGGAUGUGUCUGACCAGAGCCCAGUGUUUGAUCACCGAUUUGAACCGUUGCCAGAGCCAUUUGGUCUUUUAUAGCUUUUCCGGUGUGUUGUUGGUUUUAUAUAUUUUUUAAAUUAUUUAAUCAUGUUUUUUUUUUUUAAUUUCUCUCUAAGGAUUGAAUCUUCAUAUUUUUUCUUCA
Molecule: messenger RNA, 2047 nt
Organism: Magnolia sinica
Lineage: Eukaryota; Viridiplantae; Streptophyta; Magnoliopsida; Magnoliales; Magnoliaceae
Exons: 5
Coding region: 235-1944 (569 amino acids)
Biological process (GO): cortical microtubule organization
Cellular component (GO): cortical microtubule
Source: RefSeq, a predicted model, not a curated record